Messenger RNA from Candidula unifasciata, 708 nucleotides. The record is from the annotation of a GenBank genome assembly. NCBI's taxonomy places the organism in Eukaryota, Metazoa, Mollusca, Gastropoda, Stylommatophora, Geomitridae.
AUGAUCCUACUUAUCAGCACAACCGUUUCGUCUGCCCUGGAAUCGUCUCUGUUUGUCCGGCUGCCUUCAUUCGACGGCUACCUCCAUACCACUUACAAUCUCACAUCUCUCUCUCCAGUCAAAUCUAAAGUUGCUUGUGCUUUAUCCUGCUUGAAGGAUCCAGAAUGUGGUUCGUUCUUCAUAGUGAGAAAGCCACAGAUGAUGUGCCAGACCCAUUCUAUAGUCUUCAUGACAACCAACGAAGCCACGCCCCAGUCUAGUGCAUCGUAUUAUCAGCUGACUCAAGCCUGGUGCCCUUACAAAGACGGCUACAAUCUGUAUCGCUCCGCUCCUGUCUGUUACCGUUACUUCCAGACAAACGUCACGUGGACGGUGGCUAAACAACAGUGUGAAGUUGCUCGCUCUCAUCUUGUUGAUGUCAAGACACAGGCCAUUUCAACCCACAUCACCAAUUAUUUGAGAGCUUCGUUGGUUUCCAGAACUUUACACGUCUCGGCUGGCGGAACUUUAGUGAACAACACAUGGUACUGGUCUGAUGGUUCACCAUUUACGUGGGUCAACUGGGCAAGUGGAGAACCGAACAACAUGGUCGACGAGAAGUGCAUGGCCCUGGCAUGGUUCUAUACGUUUCAGUGGAAUAACGUCCCAUGCAAUGGGACAACACCGGGGAUGCAGCGAUAUUAUAUCUGCCAGUUAGAUAUUCCAUAA